Lolium rigidum is the source of this 1484-nucleotide messenger RNA. RefSeq names its product UDP-glycosyltransferase 91C1-like. The record is from RefSeq and is a predicted model, not a curated record. NCBI's taxonomy places the organism in Eukaryota, Viridiplantae, Streptophyta, Magnoliopsida, Poales, Poaceae. The transcript has 2 exons. The coding region runs from base 1 to 1422 and encodes 473 amino acids. Gene Ontology annotation, molecular function: UDP-glycosyltransferase activity.
AUGGACGCCGGGUUCUCAUCGUCCUCGCCACCGGCGCCGCUGCGCAUCGUCAUAGUCCCGUGGCUCGCGUUCGGCCACCUUCUGCCGUACCUGGAGCUUGCCGAGCGGCUGGCGUCGCGUGGCCACUGCGUGUCCUACGUCUCCACGCCGCGCAACCUUGCACGGCUCCCGCCGCUGCGCCCGGCCGCGGCGCUGCGAGUGGACCUCGUCCCUCUCCCGCUGCCGCGUGUCGAUGGUCUCCCCGACGGCGCCGAGUCCACCAACGACGUCCCCGACGAGAUGCGUGAGCUGCACUGGAAGGCCUUUGACGGCCUCGCCGCGCCCUUUGCGGAGUUCUUGGCGGCCGCGUGUGCCGAUGAGGACAGGAGACCUCACUGGAUCAUAGCCGACAGCUUCCACCACUGGGUCGCCGCCGCCGCUGUCGAGUACAAGGUGCCAUGCGCGAUGUUUCUCCCGACCGCCGCCGUGAUCGCUGCCGUGCAGUCCCCGCCGUCGGAUCACGAAGGAGCGCGCGCUGUGACUCGCCCCCGUUACGAGAAGGAGGAGGCGAAACCCCUGUAUGACGACCAAGGCGUGUCGGGUAUGUCCCUCGUCCAGCGCUGGUCGUUGACGAAAGAGAGGUGUACGGUCGGGGCCAUCAGGAGCUGCGUCGAGUGGGAGCCCGAGUCCUUCCACCUUGUGUCGACGCUCCUCGGCAUGCCGGUCUUGCCCCUCGGCCUUCUGCCGCCAUCCGACGACGGAGGCCGGCGACGCCCCGGGACCAGCACGGCCAACGGAUCGGAGCACGCCACCGUGCGUUGGCUGGCCACACAGCCACCCGGCUCAGUGGUGUACGUGGCGCUGGGGAGCGAGGUGCCGUUACGCGUGGAGCAGGUGCACGAGCUGGCUCUCGGGCUGGAGCUCGCCGGGACACGCUUCCUCUGGGCCCUGAGAAAGCCCAGCGGCGCCGCCGUCCUAGAGGACGAUGCUGCGGCCUCACUUCCUCUCGGCUUCCAGGAGCGCACACAUGGCCAGGGGAUGGUGACCACAGGGUGGGUUCCUCAGAUGAGCAUCCUGGCGCACGCCGCCGUGGGCGGGUUCCUGACGCACUGCGGCCGGAACUCGCUCAUCGAAGGACUACUCUUCGGGCACCCGCUCGUCAUGCUGCCCAUCAUCGGGGACCAAGGGCCGAAUGCGCGCCAAAUGGAAAGGAAGAAGGUAGGAUUGCAGGUGGCGAGGGAUGAGAACGAUGGGUCGUUCAACCGCAAUGGCGUCGCCAGCGCGGUCCGGGCCGUCAUGGUUGAUGGAGAAGCCAGGAGCGGCUUCGUGGCAAAUGCACUGAAGAUGCGGCAGGUUGUAGCCAAUAAGGAACUCCAAGAGGGGUACGUCGACCAAUUCGUACAUCAGCUUAGAUCGUACGCCCAUGCAGAUGCAAACUGCUGAAUAUCUGAUGCAUGCCAGUGUCUCGCUUACUUCAUGAAUAACAACUUGAAAUCGUGUGGUUC